AUGACCAUUACGGCCGGCCAAAAGAGGCCCGACUACAGCCUCAAGAUGAUCAAUACGAGGCUCUGCCUGUGGAGGAAGAGUUUGACGACGAAGACUGGAUUCGCCUCGCCGCCCUUUUACCUGACAACCCCCUUACUCAGGAAGAUCUUGACCUUCUUGGUCGCCGCGAUAUCGACGUCAAUUACGACUGGACACGGCAUCCACCCCAUGGCCAACGAUGUGGAGGUCCUUGGCCCUCACUGGCGUAAUACGCUGAAUCCACAACAACGGCUCGUGUACGACACAUUCAUGGGUCACUUCCAGGCGCAAAAUCCUACUCAGGUCCUUCUCCACGUUGAUGGUGGUGGUGGCACAGGCAAGUCCUUCCUUAUCAAGGUGCUUUCUUCCCAUCUUCAAGCAGCCGCCCUCCCGAAUCCUAGCCCUAUUUACCGCGUGGCGCCAACAGGCGUUGCGAGCAACCAGAUACAAGGCAGCACCAUUCAUUCGUUGCUACGCCUCCCAAUAGGUGGUACCUUUACCGACCUUCCCCCGGCCGACGCAGCCGCCCUUCAGUCCCGCCUACGGCACGUCAAAUACCUCGUUAUCGAUGAAAAGAGCAUGCUAGGGCUUGAGCAGCUCGCGCGGAUCGACUCCCGUCUGCGGCAGGCCUUUCCACAGCGUAACCUCGAGUUCUUUGGUGGUGUGAGCGUCUUGCUUGUGGGCGAUUUCUUCCAGUUACCACCAGUCCGGCAAAAGCCCCUGUAUUCGACGAGCACCGGCCUGUCUUCGUUGGAAAGGAGAGGGCAGGUGGCCUACCGGUUAUUUGACCGUACCGUCUUCCUGACCACAGUACAGCGCCAGGCUGGUGAUGAUCAGGCCCAGUUCCGUCAGGCGUUGCAGGAACUGCGCGAAGCUAGGCUAACGCAGAGCGAGGUCCAUAGCUUCAGGACCGCUUUGCGAGUGUACUCUACAAAGGCCCGGGUGGAGGCAAAGAAUCAGGGCAAGGGCGCGGGGCAGGCACCAAGCGACAAUGCUGGCAAUCUAUCUAACAAGUUCCCCAUUGCUAAGGGCACCAGGGGUACUGUAUACGAUAUCGCCUGGAACGCAGGCGCCGACCCAUCGGAAGAUCCCCCAGCCGUUAUUAUGGGCAGGAAAAUCUCACCCAUCCUCCCAGUCAGGCGUGAUUUCCUGGUGGGCAACGAGACCUGCUCUCGCACGCAGUUUCCCCUGAUUGUGGCGUUUGCCAUCACUGUUCACAAAUGCCAGAGCCUAACAAAGGAUCAAAUAGUUACUGAUCUCGCUACACGCGACUUCCAGGCCGGGAUUAGCUAUGUUGCCGUCUCAAGGGUUACAUCGCUGCAAGGCCUACUCCUUGAGGCGCCUUUCGAUCGUCAGAGCCUCUAUAACCACACGCCGACGGAAGGGAUGAAGAUGCGCCUCGCUGACCAAUAUCGCCGUCAGGGUCAACAGCUGACCGAUUCACCGUAUCCACCACCCUACCUUGACUAA
Molecule: messenger RNA, 1488 nt
Organism: Hirsutella rhossiliensis
Lineage: Eukaryota; Fungi; Ascomycota; Sordariomycetes; Hypocreales; Ophiocordycipitaceae
Product: PIF1-like helicase domain-containing protein
Exons: 7
Coding region: 1-1488 (495 amino acids)
Biological process (GO): telomere maintenance; DNA repair
Molecular function (GO): DNA helicase activity
Source: RefSeq, a predicted model, not a curated record